This is a messenger RNA of Nothoprocta perdicaria, 974 nucleotides long. It is a transcript of the gene TIMM13, whose product is annotated as translocase of inner mitochondrial membrane 13. The transcript has 3 exons. The coding region runs from base 42 to 335 and encodes 97 amino acids. The record is from RefSeq and is a predicted model, not a curated record. Lineage: Eukaryota; Metazoa; Chordata; Aves; Tinamiformes; Tinamidae.
CGGCGCCGCGUGCGGGCGCCUGCCCGCGCUCGCUGUGCGCCAUGGAGAGCGGCUUCGGCUCCGACUUCGGCUCCGCGGGCGGCGCCGGCGGCAAGCUGGACGCGGGGCUCAUCAUGGAGCAGGUGAAGGUGCAGAUCGCCGUGGCCAACGCGCAGGAGCUCUUGCAGCGCAUGACGGACAAGUGUUUUCGGAAGUGCAUCGGGAAGCCGGGCGGCUCUCUGGACAACUCGGAGCAGAAGUGCAUCGCCAUGUGCAUGGACCGCUACAUGGAUGCCUGGAACACGGUUUCCCGAGCCUACAACUCGCGGCUGCAGCGGGAGAGAGCCAACAUGUGAAGGGCCUGGACCCCCCGAUGGAAUCUGCGGGGAAGGGGCGAGCGGCCGGGCCGCGGGUCGGGGUGACCYGGCUGCCGUCCCAGCCCCUGCCGCGGCAGAGCAAUAAACCCGCACUGAACCUCUUGCAUCCGUUGGCUUUUGUUAGCACCAGGCCCCACAGUGGGCCUUCCACCUCUUCCAGCCUUCCAAGAGCCCCAGGGAGCUGCUUGGUUGCCCUGGUGCCCUUCCCAGCACUCCRGGCUCGCCGGAGUGGGGAGUGCCUGGACUCAAGUCCUUUAGAAGGGGAUGUAAGAGGCAAAGAAUCUUCUGUGGAAAAGAGAGGCUAAGCCAGUGGUGCUGUCCCCAUGUCCAGAAAGCCAGGGSCCCCUGGAACCCAGAUGGGGGGAGUUAAUCAGUCUCUCUACCAAAAAAAGCUGCUGCAAGAUUCUUCGGAGCAUCUAGUUCCCUGCCUCCUCCUUUGUGUUUAUGUGAAGCUUGCUUAUGGGCUUUGACUCAUUGGGGAGCAGGUACGUGUAAGUAACUGCAAACCAGAGAAAUAGGAUGAAAAAGGUUGAGAACAGGGAGUUCGGUGGGGAUUAAAAUUGUCCCUUUCUAAUGAGGAUCUCUUGUUGGCACAAAUAUGCACUGUUUGCUGGAGCA